Molecule: messenger RNA, 867 nt
Organism: Carya illinoinensis
Lineage: Eukaryota; Viridiplantae; Streptophyta; Magnoliopsida; Fagales; Juglandaceae
Exons: 2
Coding region: 83-517 (144 amino acids)
Source: RefSeq, a predicted model, not a curated record
UAUAUCAUUACCCUUGAAGCUUUACCUCGGUUGCGGACCUUAGCUUGCCAUUUGCUACAUACCUAGUAGGCUAGUACUAUGGAUGGCUUCCCAAUCCAACCAACCGGAGGAAAUCCAACCCAACCAACCGGAGGAAAUCCAACCCAACCAACCCGAGGAAACCCCCAACCAACCCAACCAACCGGAGGAAACCCCCAACCAACCCAACCAACCAGCUUUUCGCACGUUUGGCGAAUUGGUUUCAUACUUGCGAUAUAAGCCAGGACGAGAUACCGUCAGUGACGUACGAAGUGCACUUCUAGUGGUGAUGGCACUGAUUGCUGCCGCUACCUUCCAAGCUGUAAUCAACCCUCCCUUUGGGGUUUCUCAAGACACCAAUAACAACCAUGGGCCGGUAAAUCAGAAAGCGGGCACCGCAAAUUCGGGUUCUGGCUGCAAAGUUCCCGUUUUCGUAUUCGUUAAUACGCUAGCAUUUGCUUCGUCCGGCUACGUCAUCUCGUAUCUUUUCCACCUGUAAUGGCGGUCGCGUGGUACAAUUCAAAGCGGGGGCGGCGUAGAGGGCGUAUUGCACGUCCAGACGAAUCUGUAUAGCUGUGCAUGCGACAAGAACUUGACCGGAUGGGUUAAUUAAUUAAUCUGUCAGAGUUCAGGACCAAGGCAUUGUGGGCUUGGGUUUAUUUAAGUAAUAAAGGAUUAGUAGUCGGCUUCAGUACCCUAGUUGUGUGUGGGCCUCAGUCCUUUAGUUGUGCGUGGGCCUAUGGCCGAUUUCUUUUAUUUAAAUUUCUCAAGUCAGAUCGAAGCUCUUUCACAAUUUGAUAGAGUUGAUUGAACCAAAGUUUUGAAUACUAUACCGGAAGUUGAACCAAA